AUGUUCGGGACGCUCAAGAUCGGAUCCGAGAAGAACUCGGCGGAAUUCAUCGAGCAUGCCAAAGGGGAGGCAGCAAGCCGGCUAGGGGGGUACGUCUUCUCGCACUCGGCCUGCGAGAACUGCCGCUUGAAAAAGCUACGUUGCAGCGGGCACAAAUCGGGCUGCGAUCGCUGCCGAAGCCAGGUGCUGAAGUGCUCCUACCACACAGCAGCCGAGGGUAACAGUUCGCGGCUGAAGUCGAGAUCACACGUCCCAGCCAACUUCUCUGCUACCAACGGGCCGGCGGGUAACAACAACAACAACAACAACAACAACAACAACAAAAAAAACAACAAUAGCGCCCCGAGCCCUCGUGUCAAUAAUGAUGCUAGUCAGGAGAUCGGUGGGUGGGAAAUGGCCGAGACGGAUCCGCCUGGCAGUGGAGUUAACACCAGUUCCCAGUUCUCGCGGGAUCUGCAUCACGUCAACCAGAGCGUACAAUCGAAUCUUAACGACCUGCCACUGGAUCUAACAUUCGACAGCGAGCUUGAGUAUUCGGAAAACGAUUUUAACGAUAUUAUCAGCUGCAUCACCGGCGUCCAGCCAGACGAUAUGCAGACGCAAGUCUUCUCGAGUGAAGUUAGUCGAGAGCUCCUCGAUGCAGAGGCCUUUGAUGCCAUGACAAAAACCGCGAACUUUAUGCUGGAUGACAUCGUGGCAUCGCAGCCUGCAUCCACCAAUGCCCCAUCACCGUUCAUGGCUUUCGGUCACAACUCGCCGUCCUCGCCGUUACGCCAAGACUUGGACCCCCCGGCUCAGGACGAAUCUUUCACAGCAAGCUUUGAAGCCGGCCGGGCCAGAUCGGGGACGGACCCAUCAAGCUGCCAAUGCCAAAGAUCUAUCCUCCGUGUCCUUGCGGAGAUCGAGUCGAAGAUUCUCUCAGCCGGUCCCAGCAACAUCUACGCGAUUCUGUCAUAUCAGCGGCUGACCACGGCAGCAAGCAACGACAUCUUGACAUCUCGUAUCUGCAAUUGCAGAGUCCAGCUUUUCGGGCUGCUAGGCAUCAUGGGCGAGAAGAUCACCAGCCUGUCUGAGGCAAUCAUCGCUGCAUUCGUCUGCCGCGUGAAGGAGCAAAGUGAGUCUGUGGAACCUGGCGGGUCCGAUGCUCCAGACAAGCGUCUUGAUCGCCACAGCGUAAUCCGGUUGGGCGAGUACCAGGUGCAGACGCUGCAGGAAUUCAAAGUCGUCUCGGCUGCCGUGAUCACGUUGCAGUUGAACUAUUCAGUGACUUUUGUCUCUCGCACUCGUGAACUUGCGUUUUCAAUGAACCAUCUGGCACAAGCUCAGAGUCUCAAGAAGCUCGAGAGCAGGCUGAAAAAGCUCUUCGUCAAGAUGCAACAGUUGGCCUCGGACGUCGAGUCGGAUUGCUGGGAUAUAUGA
Molecule: messenger RNA, 1419 nt
Organism: Drepanopeziza brunnea f. sp. 'multigermtubi' MB_m1
Lineage: Eukaryota; Fungi; Ascomycota; Leotiomycetes; Helotiales; Drepanopezizaceae
Source: RefSeq, a predicted model, not a curated record